Struthio camelus australis is the source of this 2641-nucleotide messenger RNA. RefSeq names its product leucine rich repeat containing 26 (gene LRRC26). Gene Ontology annotation, cellular component: voltage-gated potassium channel complex. Lineage: Eukaryota; Metazoa; Chordata; Aves; Struthioniformes; Struthionidae. Gene Ontology annotation, molecular function: transmembrane transporter binding; potassium channel activator activity; voltage-gated potassium channel activity. The record is from RefSeq and is a predicted model, not a curated record.
CGACCUUGGAGCCAGGUGCUCUCUGGCACCUCUGCUCUGCACCCCCAGGCUCACCCACGGGUGCCCAGCAGGGUAAGCCCAUAGGCUGCAUGUGGCUGGGGAAGACAACGGGCACUAGGAACGCACCUUUAGGGGAAUCCCGACGCUGCAGGUGGGGGAGCUCUUGCCAUCUAAGUGGGCAGCUAUGGGCAGCUGGAGGGGCACCUUGCUCGCCUGCCUGUUUCUCCUGCACCCGCUGCCUUCGCCAGCAUGCCCAGCUGCCUGUCGUUGCUCCUCGGGGGAGGUGGACUGCACUGAAUGUGACCUGCACGAGGUGCCGGAGAACCUACCAGCCAAUACCAGCACCCUGUGGCUUGGCUACAACUUCAUCACCAUACUCAGGUCAGGCUCCUUCCCCUUUCUGCCGGUGCUGCUGCGGCUCAGCCUACCUUACAACCACCUGGGGAAGAUUCACAGCCAAGCCCUGGUGGGGCUCGGGGAGCUUCAGGAGCUGGACCUCAGCAACAACUACCUUACUGCACUGACCUCAGAAACCUUCCUGCCCCUCACCAGCUUGAUCGUGCUCAACCUGGGCAGCAACAGGCUGGGGGAGCUGGAGCCCAGAGUGCUGUAUGCCCUGCCCCAGCUCCAAGAGCUUUUCCUGCACAGCAAUCCCUGGGUAUGCACCUGCAGCAUCCAGCCCCUCUGGCACUGGCUCAACCACAACGGGGAAAAAAUGAAAGAGAAGAGUUUGCUCUUGUGCAGAUUCCCAGAGCAGCUGAACAAGUAUCCAAUCGUGGCCUUCAGGAAUGAAUCCUUCAGGCAAUGCCAGGACAACUCACUGCUUGCCCAGGACUACGCCUUCUUUCUGCUUAUCGGACCGUUCUCUUUCCUGGCCAGCAUCUUCCUCUGCACCUUUGUGGGCUCCAUCACUGUCAUCUGUCACAACCUGCACAGAGAAUCAUGCUCCUGGAGGAGAUUCCCUGCCUGCAGGGGGCACUGAGGCAAGGCAAGCAGGCACUUGGCAGGCUGUGGUCCAUGCUCUUCACAGAUGCCUACACCUAGCCACUGUAAAUGUUUCCCUGUGAACCAAUGAGAGGAUGUUUUAUUCCUGGAAAUUGUUUUCUUCUCUCCUCCCAGUGUUCCCAGAGGUGGUGCCAAGCCAGGACCAUCCGCACUCACUGCUAGCAUGAACAGCCUCCAGCCUAGCCCCCAUGCAGGACACAGAUUGGCUGUAACAGCUCUGCACAUCUCAGGAGGCACCCCUAGGCCUCCCGUUGACACGCACCUCCACUUCCCCGGGAAUCCUUUUCCCCUAGUGCAUCCCACCCUCUCCCUCCUGCUCCCCAAAGGCCUUCGUGUGCCUUUGGGUGCACCCUAGGGGUGUUUGCCUUCUGAUUCCCUCCAAAGCCUUCCUUGUGCCUUUUGGUACCCUCAGUGUCCUCCGUCUGGCAUUCAGUAACCCAAGCAGACUCAGGGUGCCUUUCAGUGUCCCCCAGAUUCCUUGUUUUGGCUUUUGGUGCAUCCAAACACAUUCUCUUUGGCUUUCUGUGCCUCUGCCAGGCCUUGGUCUGCCUUUUCAUGCACCCCAGAGCCCUCUGCGUGCCUUCUAGUGCACCUGAAGAGCCUGUGUGCCUUUCAAUCCAAAACAGAACGCUUUAUUUGGCUUUCAGGGUGCCCCAGAGCCUCCAUGUGUCUCUUGGAGAGCCCAAGACCCCACCAUGUGCUGCCCAAGAAGGGUGUAGGUUGCAAAAUGUUUCUUCCCUGAUAGCUUUUCCCCUCUGCUGUAGUAAGGGGAUUGGCCAAGGCUCAUCUGAGGCCAAGGUCUAAGUUUAGCAUUAAGGUUGGAAGCAACAUAAAUGCCCCAGAAACCUUCAUAUUCAUUUCACUGUUCCCUAAAAUCCCCAUUUUACCUAUCAGUCUAAGCCAGCAAGAUUGGAUUCCUUUCCAUGAACCCGAGACCUUCCAUGCAUGCUGGUGGCCUCCGGGUGCCUUUUGGUGCCUUCCGUAGCACUCCUUUGGCAUCUACAUGUAAAGGGAGUCUCUUAGAGAUUUUACUCUUAAAACUCUUAAAAUUCUCUAAGGUACUCCCUUUUAGUGCAGCCAUGGGCAGCAGAGAAGGCCUGGAAAUGAGGGACUCCCAUGGGGGCUGUAAGCAGGACCCAGCUUAGCUGGAGCAGCCAAGGAAGGGGGCCAGACCAAUGUGCUACAAAGCCUGCAUAAGUUAUGUGGGGACAAAAAGCCUCAUGGGGUUCCUGCCCUCACUCCAGGCACUUAGUGCCUGCAUCCCUCACUGCUUCCUUGACUACUCCCACCCACAAAAAGGGGUUGGGGCAGCCCAUACCAUCCCACAACCUUGCUGCCAUCUGCCUUUCCCUGCAGAAAUGCUUCUCCCCUGCAUUGCAUGGAAAUACUCAGUGGGGAUACUGGAAUAUGGACUGGAAAUAGCUGGAGCUGUGAUUAGAAGAGCCCAGAUAAAACAGAUGAAAAGGCAAGCAGGGUGAAGGGAGCAUUUGUCAUGAAGGAGAAAUACCCAUUCUGACAUGAGCUCUUAAGCACUGCAAGACAAUAAGAGCCCCAGUGAGAUGGCUGCAGCCAUCUGCUUCUCCCUUCUAGGUCCUGCAGAGCAACAAGGAAUACUUCCCCACAAAAGACCUGAAGA